AUGACCACACUCCGCGACCCCGCCUCGAUUCACUCGCAACUCCAUCGCAAGAAGAGCCUGCAGCUCGAUCGCAAGCAAGAUGUCUCUCGGUCGCACUUGGGGAAGCGCGCUUCGUUCGCCGCUUUCUCGUCGCUGGUUCGCGACACCGUUUCGUGGGCUGGCGAUACCCUGAAUACCUACCGAGAUGGCUUGUCGAGGGAGGAGCGGGAGAAGAAAUUACGCGAUGAUGAUCGCAAACAAGUCCUUUAUCUGAAGAUGCGCAAUGCCGUGUCCUUCGACGAGUGGCGCGCCUGCGCCAGCGAACUCGACGAGCUCGAGGGUAACAAUGUGUGGAAGGAGACUUUUGAAUCCGAUCAAUAUGAUCCUGCAAUGGUUCUGGAACGGAUGAGACAGUUGGAAGAUGCGCGAAUCAGCUGCGAUGUCUCUCGCAUGUUGUUCUUGAUUCGGACCGCCUUGAGCAGAGACCUGGGAAACAUGAGCGAAUCGGCGCUAUAUCAGCAUACCCAUAUCGGAACGAAGAAUCUUAUUGACCAGUACAUCAACACUGCCGUGAAUACAAUUUCGACGCUUCUGGACCUAACCGGAAACGACCGAUGCGAUCCUGCCGAGAUGCAGUACAUUCUAGAUUCACUACUAUCGGCUCGACAAGCGUUCGGUCGCAGCGCUGUACUUUUAUCGGGCGGUGGAACGUUUGGCAUGAAUCAUGUUGGCGUUGUCAAGGCUUUGUGGGAAGCAAAGGUUGCUCCUCGCAUUAUUUCUGGGGCGUCUGCCGGCAGCAUCGUUGCGGCUAUAUACUGUGCGCAUACCGACGACGAGCUUCCUACAGUCUUGGAUGAAUUUCCAUAUGGCGAUCUGUCUGUCUUUGAACCAGAGGGGAAGCAACUUCCUCCACUGCAGAAGGUCGCUCGCUUUCUCAAAUAUGGGUCUAUAUACGACUCCUGUCAUCUCGAAAGAGCCAUGAGGAAUUGGCUAGGAGAUAUGACAUUUCACGAAGCCUACAAUCGUACGCGCAAGAUUUUGAACAUUUGUAUAUCAAGUGCCGGUCUCUAUGAACUUCCGCGACUGUUGAAUUAUAUUACUGCCCCCAACGUACUAAUAUGGUCCGCGAUAACUGUCUCUUGCUCCGUCCCAUUAGUCUUUUCGCCGUCAGUGCUGAUGGCAAAGGAUCCACUGACUGGGGAGACCGUACCCUGGCACGACGACCGUCGGAAUUGGAUAGACGGUUCCGUUGACGGUGACCUUCCCAUGACACGUCUUGCUGAGAUGUUUAAUGUCAACCAUUUCAUCGUAUCGCAAGUAAAUCCUCACGUUGUCCCUUUCCUGGCCAAGGAAGAGGGACCAGGAGCCGAAUCUAGUCGCCAACACUGGCUUAGCUCUCCGUGGCUCAACACGAUGACAAAUCUCGCUCGUGAUGAGGCUUUGCACCGAAUAUCCGUCCUCUCCGAAAUGGGUAUUUUUCAGAACGAGUUCAUGAAAACGGCAUCUAUAUUAAGCCAGAAAUAUUCAGGGGAUAUCAACAUAUUCCCAGAGAUUCCAUAUGCUCACUUUCCACGCAUCCUUCAGAACCCGACAACUGAAUUUAUCUUGAAGACGUGUUUGUGCGGCGAACGAGCGACCUGGCCUAAGAUCUCACGGGCUCGGAGCCAUCUCGCCAUCGAGUUAGCUUUAGAUUCUGCUGUUCGAACAAUGCGUGCGCGAGUGGCCCUUAGUCCUCCGAUGGCAGCUAGUUUCUGGGCAGCGAACUCAAACGGCCAUCACCCCGUGCCAACUGAGGAACACCGAGAAGUCCAGCGGCGACCAUCGCAGAGGCGAAGCUCGUACAGUCACGAAUUAGGUAAGACAAAGAGUAGCCGAGCAACGUCAACCCGUCGACCUGGCGUGGGCUUAAAAAAAGCCCACAGCUCCUUGUCAGUGGGAUACAUCGAAAUUCCACGACCGAUCAGUCCUGUUGCUCACCCAAAACUGCAACGGGUCAUGAUUCCAGGAGCAGAGCGACGACAGAGCAAGGGUGUCUCCAUUACUGCUAAUCCGGGAAAUGCCCCCUUCGUCGUAGGAACGGACAGCGAAGACGAGUCUUUCCUUUCAUGGACGCGAUCCGCCAUGCACUCGCAGAAUACUGCAUGGACAACCUCAUCAGUUCGGCCUUGCUCACCCCGGUCAUCUCUAUCAAAUAGAACGAGUCCGGCGACCUCCCGGCGAUCUUCUGUUGCUAAAGCAACACCAGUCCCCAUGCGACCGCCCUCUAGAGAAACGCCACCCGCUGCGAGAAAGUCACGCUCGCCUGGGGUCUGA
Molecule: messenger RNA, 2292 nt
Organism: Talaromyces proteolyticus
Lineage: Eukaryota; Fungi; Ascomycota; Eurotiomycetes; Eurotiales; Trichocomaceae
Product: putative patatin family phospholipase
Exons: 3
Coding region: 1-2292 (763 amino acids)
Biological process (GO): lipid metabolic process
Molecular function (GO): triacylglycerol lipase activity
Source: RefSeq, a predicted model, not a curated record